GGACGGACGCGUCGUCUGCUCAGUAGGGAACGCUCGUCACGCACCCUUCGCGAUCGUUUUCUUUUUUGUUGAUAGGCGAUGUUCUCCACCGAGCAGACCUCUACGCACUAAAGACAGAAAGCUGCCACGCCAUUGGUUCACUCCGGGGGCUUGGCCCAACAACUUUUUCCCCGAAGCCCCGAAUCUCCGAAGCCCGAACGGCCUGAACGCCCGAGGUGCCGAAGUGCCCGCAGAAGCACCGAAGCCGCGGAAGCUGUCCGAGCCCCAGCGCUUGAGAGCCUAAAGGAAACGCGGCUGGUCUGUGGAACUGCCGGUACUGAGACCGGUGCUGGUGCGGCGGAUCGCUGUUUAUUUUUCCUCUUGCUCGGCUGAGAAAGUCGUCGCCAUGGACAAGGACGGAGCGAAAUUUCGCAGCCCUUUCGGCCGGCCCAGCAUGCUGACAAGUGGCGCAGCCUUGUCGGCAUCGUCUUUUCUCCCGUCGCAAAAGACGACCAAAGGAAUCGUUGCCGGUGGCAUCACGGGAGGCAUAGAGAUCUGCAUCACCUUCCCUACCGAAUAUGUGAAGACUCAGCUUCAGCUGGAUGAACGGUCUGCUCAGCGGCGCUACAACGGUAUCAUGGACGUCGUCCGCCAGACGGUCAAAGGCCAUGGCGUCACUGGUCUUUAUCGGGGCCUCAGUGUUCUCGUCUACGGGUCGGUUCCAAAGUCUGCUGUCAGGUUUGGGGCGUUUGAGGCACUCAAGAAGCGUAGCGUGGACGAGCGCGGCAACCUUUCGCCGGUGAAGCGGAUGCUGUGCGGUCUUGGGGCUGGCGUCUCGGAAGCCAUCUUGGCAGUCACCCCCAUGGAGACGGUGAAGGUCAAGUUCAUCAACGACCAGGCCUCGCCCAACCCACGCUUCAAGGGGUUCUUUCAUGGCGUGCGCGAGAUCGUCCGCACGGAGGGCCUGAGGGGCACAUAUCAAGGGGUGACAGCGACCAUCAUGAAGCAGGGCAGCAACCAGGCGAUACGCUUCUUUGUCAUGGAGACCCUCAAGGACUGGUACCGGGGCGGUGACCCCAACAAGCCAGUCAACAAACUCGUCGUCGGCAUGUUUGGUGCCGUGGCCGGGGCCGCUUCCGUUUUUGGCAACACCCCCAUAGACGUGGUCAAGACUCGCAUGCAGGGCCUGGAUGCCCACAAGUACAAGAACACCUUUGAUUGCAUGCUUCAGAUUGCCAAGCACGAGGGAUUCCCAGCGUUCUACAAGGGGACGAUACCGCGGCUGAGUCGAGUCUGCCUGGACGUGGCCAUCACCUUCAUGAUCUACGACUCCUUCAUGGACCUUUUCAACCAGAUCUGGAAGACCAGCUGAAGUGGUGCUCUGAGCCAGGGCGGGUCGGCGUGCUCCUCGCCGGGAUCUCGCUCGUUCUUCGCGGAAGUAAGGGGCAGGAUGGGAUCUGCUGCUUGUGUUUUAGAGUCCUUAAUUUUAAUGUCGUCGUCGCGCUAAUGUUGUCCGAAUCGGGAAUCAAAGCAAUCUUGCUGAGCUGUUGGAUUUGAGAACGUCUGCCACGGGGUACUACAUAUUGAGGCUUGCCUGCACAGGGCACGCAUUAUGCUUGUGCAUCUUUUUAUGCGGACAGAUACUACAUUUCUUUCGGCUGCAUCCGAUCGUUUCUGAACAAAUAUCUUAUGACGAAGGCCACUGAACUUUAGCCACAUGACAAGUGUUUAAUCGUUUUAAAGGGGUUGGUAAACAUUGUAUCAAUCCUCAUAAAAGUAUGCGCACAAUGCGUGCUCGCGGCGAUCAAGCCUUUACGUGAUGCCAGAAGAAAGCUUAGCAAAUGAUCCAGUGAUUUCGUAGCAAAGGCACAACCGAAGCUGCUGCCCUCCAUUUGCUAGCCACUUCGAGAUGCGUCUUUUGUCUCGUCGAACGGUGGAAUUACUUGGUCAAAUAUUCUUUUCUCUGGCGUUGGCACGCACUCUUUAAAUCAAAACUGACCGAAGAGGGAAAGGUAUGGACGUGCAUACUAUUGACGUGGACAAGUGCAAGCCGGCACGCCUUUUCCGAGAAUGGCAAUUGCCCCGCUCCUCCUGGUGCCAUCCAUUUCGUCAGCGUGCCAUUUGCAAGUUUUGUUUUUUUGCUGCUGUACAUGCAAAUGUUUCCCUAGGGAAAGGCCUCGGGUUUGGAGUGUGCUCUGCGGCUUCCUCUCAACCGCUUGGUGCAGUUUUCUUAGAGUAGAAAGACGCUUUUGCUUCCUAGGUGACUCAUCCUCCAGUGGCAGUCGGAUACUUUUUCUUAACGAGAGCGCCAGGUAUAAUGCUCCCUCGUGUUGUCUACAGCUGACAUGCCCAGCGCGUUUGCCAUAAUCAAGUUCCUCAAAAACUUGGCCACUGUGCCCUGCCACUUUUUACUUAAGCACGUAAGGAUGUCUUGUUGGCAAUUAAUUCCAAAUUAUUGGUGCAUUCCAAGAAUGUCUUUCGGUGCUCCGAAGCAGAAACUGCCAAACAGACCGGCAUACAGUUUAAGCUCGUUAUAACAGACCUUGAUUUUGACCAAGAUUUUGGUCUGUUGUAAGAGGAGUUAUGCCGUAUGCAGAUAUGAAGUUGAGUCAGUGGAAAGCAGAGGAAAACCAACCGAACUUCACAAAUCGGUAUGUUAUAUCCUAAUGUCUGUUGUAACCAGGUCUGUUGUAAUGAGCUUAAACUAUACUGACGUCGGCUGUGCCGUAUCUGAGCUUUUUUUGUGUGCAUUACUGUUAAGAGGGUGCUUGAAUCUGUUUGUAUGCUGCCCAAGCUGAGGCUCAAGGAUUCUGUUUUCCAGCAUCGGUACUUGCAUUGUUUUCGAAGCAUUCCGUAGGGACGUGACAUUGUGAUGUGUUCUGGAAGGUUGCGCUUAACUCCGGCUCUAGUCAUCGCGUUGUGUGGGCACAAGUGACACCGGUCAGUGGUUGCCACUUUCGCCAAAUUUUUACUGUUGGAAUAAUGUCUAAACUUUUCCGUGCAAAAACUUUUUUCUGGACUGCCCAUUCCUUUGCAGAGAUAUUGUAGCUUCACGGCACAUGGGCCACCUAUUUGGUUCUGAGCAGUUCAAUUCGUGUAACGGUAUCUGCUUUCCAUAUUGAAUUCCAACGACGACUAGGGUGGUGUGGAGAAAGACAGGCUACUCGGCUCCAAGAGCACCUCUUUGAUGUGGACCCUCAGCAACUUUUGCAUUAGCUAGUGUCGUGUCGUGCAAGUCCGUGGUCAGCAUUCCCUCGCUGUGACAAUCAAAGCUGUUUCAAGCAGCAGCCUAGCCUAGCAGUGUUUGUCAGUAGCUAGCCAUUUACUCGUCCGUCUUUUCAUAACGUUGGGUAGCCAAGCUUAAAGGGUAUCUGACAGCCCAAAAGAGUAAGUAGUUUUUUUUUCACGUGAAGUAUUAGAAUAUGGUGCCGAGGCACCAUACCCAAUUAAGUUUUUCAAAAAAGUCGCACGUUCGGACAAGUCUAACCGAAACCAGAGAAUGCGACUCCGGCACAAUUGUGCACUCAGGUUAUCUUUAGAUCUACCCAUUUUCUGCGUUUUAGUGCUCAUAAAAGGUUUGUAGAUUGUGUUAUUUUCAUUAACAAAGAUGUGCCGUGGGUGACUCACCACUUCUCGAAUGUUCAGAGUUCCGCACCGUCUAUGUCGGCACUGCGUGACUGAGGAAACGGAGAGACGACGGAGCGACCCUGAGCGGCCAAUUUUCGACCGGUGUUUUUUGGCACGAAAAAAGAAACCAAUUUGUGCCGCAAAUAACGUCUCGAUAGUUGGGCCCUCCGAGGCCCCGUUUCUGCUAAAGUCUAGAUGUGCACAAACCCACCUUGUCAGUGGAUUUUGGGAGACAUUCCAUAGGGAGUGCUUUCUUGCGCGUCUGCCAUCCGGGGCCGCAUGCAAUACUCUCCGAAACUCUCUCGGUGGCUCUCGUCAGAAGCGUGCCCAGCGAGCCACGAUUGUUGCAUUUUCAGAGCUUUUAUUCUCGUUUUAUAAAGGUGGGCUCACUGUCUUUUCUAAGCUACAUUUUAGGUGUUGGCACAGGGCACGGGGAUCCCUUAUUUUGUUACGGUAGUAGUUGUAGUAAUAUAUUGAUUGCAGUGUGGUGCUUCUCUGUAACGGUGCCUGCCGCCUUGUUCAACAUGCCAAGUUUCUUGGCUGCAAUUGUAAAGGAAACUGGUUUGUUGCGCAUGGUGAAGGAGGAAAAAUAAAGUGGCUGCAUUGCUUUU
Ixodes scapularis (black-legged tick) is the source of this 4217-nucleotide messenger RNA. RefSeq names its product putative tricarboxylate transport protein, mitochondrial (gene sea). The coding region runs from base 386 to 1351 and encodes 321 amino acids. Gene Ontology annotation, biological process: mitochondrial citrate transmembrane transport. The transcript has 7 exons. NCBI's taxonomy places the organism in Eukaryota, Metazoa, Arthropoda, Arachnida, Ixodida, Ixodidae. The record is from RefSeq and is a predicted model, not a curated record.